Molecule: messenger RNA, 2121 nt
Organism: Kwoniella shivajii
Lineage: Eukaryota; Fungi; Basidiomycota; Tremellomycetes; Tremellales; Cryptococcaceae
Product: beta-1,2-xylosyltransferase 1
Exons: 12
Coding region: 1-2121 (706 amino acids)
Source: RefSeq, a predicted model, not a curated record
AUGGCAUUGAAUUUUCCAUUUCCAUCACCAUUAUCAGUACCUGUACCUAGAAGGUUAAUAGUUUUAUUAUUAUCUGGAACGAUAUUAGUUUUAUUUUUACAUACAUUCGCACCUACAACACUACCACCUGUAUUAACACCCAAUUUACCACAUCAUGAACCUGACGCUUCCUAUUUUUCACCUUCAAAAUGGUUACCACCCAUUCUAAAUCCCAACACACCUUCACGACCCACCGAGUUCGACGAAGAUGGUCAAUGUCUUUUCUUAUCUCCCUAUGAAGCUUUGUCACAAUCAGAAAAACGUAGAGCUGAAUUAUUGGUUUUGGAACAAAUAAGUAAAGGAAUAGUCAAAUCAAAAUCACCCCCUUCAGAAGGAAAUGAUUAUGAUCCGGAUUUCGAUGAUGAAUUUUCACCUAAUUCAAAUGAAUCUUCAAAGAUGCCAACAGGUCUGACUCAUCCUAUAUUAGGUUUGUUAAGACAAGGUGAAAUAAAAUGGAACUCAAUGUUAGCCAGACAAUCUCAAACUUUAGAUCAAGCUGUAAAAGGUUAUAAAGAGAAAUGGAACAGAAAUCCUCCAAAAGGUUUCGAUGAAUGGUGGCUUUUCGCCCAAUCCAAUAACGUUUUACUUCCAGAUGAAUAUGACGCCAUCAUGGACUCCCUUUUACCAUUUUACGGUCUCCCAAUCGAAACCUUGAAAGAAAGAUUAGAAGAAACGGAGAAGAUCCAGGAAACGUUUACUUUGAUCAUACAUGAUGGAAAAGUAGAAUUACAAUGGAACGAUGAUUACUCUCGAGACACUUGGUGGGCAAGUAGACCAAGAGCAGAUUCGCAAAUCAACUUGUUAGAACCUUUUAUUAAACACAUCGGAGCAGUCAGAGCUACAUUCACAAUUCAUGAUCAACCUUCAAUCUUACUUGAUCAUGCCAGACAACAGGAACUAGUCAACGCCGCUAAAUCCGGUAAAGUGUCAAAUCAUCCUAAUGAAAACGAUAGGUUCGAGCAAGACUGGAGCAAGGCUUGUGCUAUAGACAGUCCCUUAAAUAAAGGCGAGCAAGAACCACUCGCUGCCGAUACGUUCAUAAGCACCCACUCAGAAGCUAUGGAUAUCUGUGAACAUCCUUCAUAUAUGGAAAAUCACGGAAUGCUAUUGGAAGAACAUAAUUCUGAGACUCAUCCUAAACCUCACACCAAAUUAUAUCCAAUUUUAGUCCCUUCCAAAACCAUGUUGAACGGUGAUAUACCUGUGACACCGAUUGGUAGAGAUGGUAGAAGAGACGAUGUUGGACCUGAUCCUGAAUGGAGCAGAAAGAGCGGUAAACUGUACUGGCGAGGAUUAGCCACAGGUCUCAACCAUGACAAGAAGAAAGGAGCUAAAUGGAGACAAUCACAUAGGGAGAGAUUGCAUUUCAUGGCCAAUGACAGAACCGAUUCAUACACCAAGGUAUUAUCACCUGUGGGAUCAACGGGAGAAGCUGAAUUAUCAACAUUACCCUUGAAGGAACUAGGAGAAUAUUACAUGGACGUUAAAUUGGCCGGAGGUCAUUGGCAAUGUGAUUGGGAUGAUGGAACCUGUGAUGAAAUGGAAAAAGAAAUCGAAUUUACUGGAAAAGACAGCGCUGAAAAGAGUAAUGAUUACAAAUACGUUUUCGACACUGACGGAAAUGCUUGGUCUUCUCGAUUCCCUCGUCUAAUGGCCAGUAAUAAUGUCGUUGUAAAAGCAACAGUCUUCCCUGAGUGGAAUACCAAAUCAUUACCUGAAUGGUACGCUUACGUUCCAUCCAAAAUGGAUUACUCCGAUUUAUUCUCCAUCAUGUCAUUUUUCCGCGGAACACCUUCAGGACGAGGAGCACAUGAUGAGGUUGCAAGGAGGAUAGCUUUGAAUGGUCAAUGUUGGGUUGAGAGGACAUGGCGAAGAGAGGAUUUACAGAUCUACAUGUUCAGAUUAUAUCUUGAAUACGCAAGAUUAGUGAGCCCAGAUAGAGAUAACGGAAAGAUGGAUUAUAUACCACCAACGAGUCAUCAUCAGAACACACCUUCAUCAGAUGAUGACCACCUUUCAACGGGACAUGGUGGAAGUGUACCUGUAGCUGCGGAUGUAGUACCGCCAAUGAUCGAUGAGUAG